GUUUUUCUAUUUGACUGGCAAAUCCCCUUCCUUGAAUUUCAAAAAUGAACGUUCACAAAUUAAUUGUGUGCUUAUCAAGGAUUUUGAUAAUUGCUGCGUUUGAGGAUUUGUCAUACAAUAAGGUUGCAACUCAAACACCAAUAUAUCCUGGGAUAUCCUAUGACGCUACUAAUGCACUAGACAGACAAAUCGGAACAUGUAUGAGGACAGAAGAAAUAGGACUUAAUUCUGCAUACCACAGCAUGUGGUGGAAAGUGGAUCUCGGCGGAAUAAACAAUAUUUAUAGCAUCAACAUUCUUUUCAGGGAAUAUACAACCUAUGAAACCCGACAGAGAGGACGAUUUGCAGGGUUUUCCCUGUAUAUAGCAAACACUAGUGGUAUUGAGGGUUCUACUUUAUGUUACAAGGACGGACCACAGUUACCGCCCCUGAAUUUUACAACAGUAUGUACGGUAUCUGGACGGUAUGUGAUAUUUUACAACGAAAGACUGGAUGAAACUUCCUACCCUAAAGGUUAUCAACUGCAAAAUGUAUUCACAGAACUGUGUGAAGUAAUUGUUAGAGGAUGUGCAAACCACAGCGUCUAUGGCACUGGGUGUGUAACUGGAUGCCCAAUCAACUGUCAAGAUAGCCAUUGCCACAUACUAAACGGAACUUGUUUUGCAUGCAACCAAGGAUGGAAAGGGGACACUUGUGAAACAAAGUCCGGGGUUGGUUUGUACGGUGAAAAAUGUAGCCAGCAAUGUUCCGGAAAUUGUAAAAAUAACGAAACCUGUAAUCACGUGACCGGUCAAUGUGACGAAGGUUGUACUACUGGAUGGAGAGGAGCUAUGUGUAACUAUGAAUGUGAUAAAGGAACCUUUGGAUAUGAUUGCACAAACAAAUGCAGUACUAAUUGUUUGAAUGGGUUACCGUGUAACAAAAGGACUGGUCAUUGUGAUGAUGGAUGUAACCCGGGAUAUACCGACAGCGACUGCAAAACACGGUGUCCGAUUGGACAUUUUGGACGUGCCUGUAAAGAAAGCUGUAACGAACAUUGCCUACAAGAAAACAAUACACUUUGCGAUCAUGUGGGCGGCGAAUGUUUAAAUGGAUGCGAAGAUGGUUACAUUGGAACACACUGUAACAAUUCUUGUGAAGAAGGAUAUUAUGGACGCAACUGUUCUUUUGACUGCUCCCGAAAUUGUGAAACAUGUAGACACUCUGACGGCUUCUGCACUUGUAAGGAGGAGUGGCUGGGCUUUAAUUGUACUAAAGGUAUAUACCGAUUGGACUGCAGGGAUAAGUGUAGCGGAAACUGUAUAAACAAUGAACCCUGUAACCAUGUCAGUGGAGUGUGUCCAAGUGGGUGUGAGGAUGGGUACACUGCAGCACGCUGUAAUAAUUCUUGUGAAGAAGGGAAUUACGGCGGAAACUGUUCCAAAGUUUGUUUUCCGAACUGUAAGACGUGUCGAAAUACAGACGGGUUGUGUUCUUGUGUCACUGGUUGGAUGGGUCCCAACUGUACCAUAGAAUGUGACCAAUCCUAUGGGGAGAACUGUCGGUAUGCAUGCAGUGAACAUUGUGUAAACCAAACAUGUGACAGGUUCAAUGGAAGUUGUUUGUUGGGUCGAACGGACGAACAAAAUUGCAAUAAAUAUAGUGAAAAAUUACGUCUUAUGACAGAAGAAUUAGUUGGAUCUUCAAAGCAGUUGACACUGUGGAUCAUUGGAUUAUCUGUAGCACUUGGAGUCUGUGUUGUUAUUAUCAUUACCACCUGUAUUUUAACAAUACUAAGGAAAAAGUCCAUAAAGACGAAAAUUAGAACUGAUGACAAGCAGCCCUGCCUGACGUCAAUAACAACCACUGAACAUCCGGGUACAUCCAAUAUGGCGUCUAACUACCAGGAACUUGUUACAGAUGGAGAAAGAAACACAUAUGAGUCGAUACUACUAAAGUAGUUAUAAACCAGAUACCGUGCGAUGAUCAAUACACUUUAGUGACAGGCAUGUAUUAUAAUUAAUGAUACAAAGUAAAACAGUAACUGUUUGAGCAUAGUUUUUUUUUUACCAUUAGUAUUGAUUAUCACUGUUGUUCAUAAAAACUAUUGUUAACAAUAUUAUUUUAUUGAUAUGCUA
Molecule: messenger RNA, 2117 nt
Organism: Magallana angulata
Lineage: Eukaryota; Metazoa; Mollusca; Bivalvia; Ostreida; Ostreidae
Product: multiple epidermal growth factor-like domains protein 10
Exons: 13
Coding region: 45-1940 (631 amino acids)
Molecular function (GO): scavenger receptor activity
Source: RefSeq, a predicted model, not a curated record